Closterium sp. Naga37s-1 is the source of this 1989-nucleotide messenger RNA. Lineage: Eukaryota; Viridiplantae; Streptophyta; Zygnematophyceae; Desmidiales; Closteriaceae. The record is from the annotation of a GenBank genome assembly.
AUGGCCGUUGGUGACGUGCUCGCUAUGUUUGAUUCACUGCACACAGGUAUUCACGGUGUGCACUUCAGCCGUGAUCGCAACACCAUCAUCCUCACCAUUCACAAGGCGCAUCGCAUCACAGGCGAGGUGGCGCCGCCCGUCACGGAGCACGGCUUCAGUGUGCAGCACCUCACGAACACGCGAGUCGUCAACAUUCGUGGAUCGGUUCCGGAGACGGGCCUGCCGCACCUGCAGGGAGUGGGUGACGCGCUGAAGGCGUAUUACCACGUUAUGCUGAUGAGGCGUGCGAUAGGGUCCAAGCGGUUCCAGUUCGACUAUUCGGCUUCCAUCGCUGAUGUCGACUAUAACGACAUACUCGAGUGGCUGGGAGAAGCGUGGACUCGUGUGUGCGCGGCUACCAUGCAGCUCUGCUGGUGGCGCGCAGGAUGCGUGCCGGCGAGCUGGCCGCCCCUGAUGGCGUACCUGGGUGACACGUGCGCAACCGGCAUGUUCGAGCCUAUUAUUUCGGUAUGCGUCGAUUUGCAGUUGCUUAUCGAGAAGUUCAAGGUAAGGCCUGCGUGCUACAUGACGGCCACGGAUUUUAUCAACUGCGACGCGGGACUAUGCGUGGAGCAGGGGUUCAGAGCCACACCUGCUGCCAGCGCGUCCGAUGACUCGUCGGGCGACAUGAGCCUGCCAGACGGCCCAUUGCUGCGGGACGAGCGCAGCAGGAGGCGCAUGAUACGCAACGUCACAAACGCGUACGUGGAGCGUGCCGAUGAGCUCGGCAUCCCCCCGGCGGCUGUGCCUGCAGAGGUCGGAGCAUCGAACCAGGAGGUGAUUUCCCGCCUAUGCAGGACGCCUAUCAAGAGGGCUCGCGCAGGGGGGCGAGCUGAGAACGGGACAGCCGAAGAAGUGCUGAAGAGUGAUGAAGUGCUGGAGAGUGAUGACGACCACCUUCGGUACACUCUCUUGCUUACCGGGCCAGCCACCGCACCCAAACGAAUCGCCUUAUAUCAGAGACAACACCAGCAGCCCGUCAUCACGGUCCCCCUUCCCCACCUCGCCUGCGCACAGCCCGCGCGAUCCGUGUGGCACUGCUCUGGCGCACCCGCCUCGCCUCCCCUCCCCGCUGCUCCCCUUGCCGCCCUCCUUGCUGCUGCUUCUACUGGCACUGCCGGCGGUGCCACUGCCGGAGGUAACACCGCGAGUGAGACCCCUGCGAGCGGUACCAGCGGCAUUGGUUUCUCUGCUGCGGUGGUGGCCGCUGGGAGCAGCAGCAUUGGCGCGUUAUCUCGAGCCAAGGCGUUCUACGCUGGUGAGCUGGUGUGCAGAGUGGUGGUAGCGGGUGGUGAGGGGUGGAGAGUGGUGGUAACCGGUGGCGAGGUGGAGAGAGUGUGGAGUUCUCACCUCCCCAUCCUCCUGCCUCUCCCUCUCCCCUCGCUUUCUAACCCCACGCCCCUCACCACGCCGCUGCUCACCACGCCGCUGCUCACCACGCCGCUGCUCACCACGCCGCUGCUCACCACGCCGCUGCUCACCACGCCGCUGCUCACCACGCCGCUGCUCACCACGCCGCUGCUCACCACGCCGCUGCUCACCACGCCGCUGCUCACCACGCCGCUGCUCACCACGCCGCUGCUCACCACGCCGCUGCUCACCACGCCGCUGCUCACCACGCCGCUGCUCACCACGCCACCCCUCAGCAGCAUUCCACCCCUCAGCAUUCCACCCCUCAGCAUUCCACCCCUCAGCAUUCCACCCCUCCACACGCCACCCUUCCCCUCGGCACUCACGCCUGUGCUCUACCCCACUGCGGCCGCCCAGCUGGGCGGAGCAGCCAAGGGAGGCGUCACCGUCUCCCCAGCAGCCAAGGCGGUAGCGGUGCUGCCAGCACUGCCGACAGGGGCGAGGAGUGCAUGUGUGGUUGGAGUGAGUGUGGGAGGAGGGGUCGCUGCGACCCAAGUGGCACAGGGGGCGUUGGUGCGAGUGGUGGAGCACGUGCGGUGA